This is a messenger RNA of Acomys russatus (golden spiny mouse), 1682 nucleotides long. RefSeq names its product protein tyrosine kinase 6 (gene Ptk6). The record is from RefSeq and is a predicted model, not a curated record. NCBI's taxonomy places the organism in Eukaryota, Metazoa, Chordata, Mammalia, Rodentia, Muridae. The coding region runs from base 178 to 1533 and encodes 451 amino acids. Gene Ontology annotation, cellular component: extrinsic component of cytoplasmic side of plasma membrane. Gene Ontology annotation, molecular function: signaling receptor binding; ATP binding; non-membrane spanning protein tyrosine kinase activity. Gene Ontology annotation, biological process: cell differentiation; protein phosphorylation; cell surface receptor protein tyrosine kinase signaling pathway. The transcript is spliced from 8 exons.
AAGGACCCUUGGGGCGGAGCCAGGACAGUCCAUCUCCAAUCAGUACUGGGUGUGGCUUCUCUAUGGCCCAUCAGGAGGAAGUAGGUGUGACUAGCUUGCUGGGAAAAGCCCCUCCUACCCCUCCCAGCCGCAAGUGUCUACAAGCAGCCUACAGCUGACUCUGCCACUGAACCUGUCAUGGUGUCUUGGGACAAGGCCCAUCUGGGCCCUAAGUACGUGGGCCUCUGGGACUUCAAGGCACGAACAGAAGAGGAACUGAGCUUUCAGGCAGGAGACCUUCUUCAUGUUACCAGGAAGGAAGAACAGUGGUGGUGGGCCACCCUACUGGAUUCGGAAGGCAAGGCCUUGGCUGAGGGCUACGUGCCCUACAAUUACCUGGCAGAGAAGGAAACGGUGGAGUCUGAGCCGUGGUUCUUUGGUUGUAUCUCCCGCUCAGAGGCCAAGCACAGGCUGCAGGCUGAGGACAACUCGACGGGAGCCUUCCUGGUCAGAGUCAGCCAGAAGCCAGGAGCAGACUAUGUCCUCUCUGUGCGGGACGAUCAGGCCGUGCGGCAUUACAGGAUUUGGAGGGGCAACGGGGGCCGGCUGCACCUGAAUGAGGCAGUGUCCUUCUUCAGCCUGUCUGAGCUUGUGGACUACCACAAGACCCAGAGCCUGUCCCACGGCCUGCAGCUGACCUUGCCCUGCUGGAAGCACAAAACUGAGCCCAUGCCCCACUGGGAUGACUGGGAGAGGCCGAGGGAGGAGUUCACACUCUGUAAGAAGCUGGGGGCCGGCUACUUUGGGGAGGUCUUCGAAGGGCUCUGGAAAGGCCAGGUCCGUGUGGCUGUGAAGGUGAUCUCUAGAGACAAUCUCCUGCACCAGCACACCUUCCAGUCUGAGAUCCAGGCCAUGAAGAAGCUGCGGCACAAACACAUCCUGUCGCUAUAUGCCGUGGCAACUGCAGGGGACCCUGUCUACAUCAUCACUGAGCUCAUGCCGAAGGGGAGCCUGCUGCAGCUACUGCGGGACUCUGAUGAGAAAGCCCUGCCUAUUUCGGAGCUAGUGGACUUUGCAUCACAGGUAGCCGAGGGCAUGUGCUACCUGGAAUCUCAGAAUUACAUCCACCGUGACCUGGCUGCUCGGAACGUUCUUGUUGCAGAGAAUAAUCUCUGCAAAGUCGGGGACUUCGGGCUAGCCAGGCUUGUCAAGGAGGACAUCUAUCUUUCCCACGACCACAAUAUCCCCUACAAGUGGACGGCACCCGAGGCACUCUCCCGAGGGCAUUACUCCAUCAAAUCUGACAUCUGGUCUUUUGGGAUUCUCCUUCAUGAAGUUUUCAGCAGGGGGCAGACGCCCUACCCAGGUAUGUCCAAUCACGAGGCCUUCCUGAGGGUGGACGCCGGCUAUCGCAUGCCCUGCCCUGUGGAGUGCCCACCCAACAUGUACAAGCUGAUGCUUGGCUGUUGGAGCCAGGACCCCAAGCAGAGACCCUGCUUCAAAGACCUGUGUGAGAAACUCUCAGGCAUCACCAGGUACGAGAACAUGGUCUGAGCUACUUGGACAUGGCCAAGACCCACUGAAGAGGGCCUCACCAUUUUCCUGGACCUCUAUUCAAGGCGUACACCGCCCUUCAGUUUACUGAGGUGAAGGGCUAAGGAAGAUACCAAACAUACCUUAAGUACUGCAUAUUGUCAAGGAAA